UCUCUGUUAAAGUCCCUCCCUCCCUCUAGUCCCAUAACGCUUCUUCGCCGGCCCCCGCUCCGUUCGUUUUGUCUUGAGAGGAGAGCGCCAGGGAGCCGAGGUACCACCUGACGUGAAACCGAUGGGAGAGGAUGCACGGCACAUGCGCACACUGGACACAUCGGACACAGCAGCCGCAACUCCGGAUGCUCUACUAUCUUCCCCGGCUGUCACCUCUCUCUCUGUGGGGUUAUUGUGGCGAUCCACACGUUACAUUCCUUUAUUGUUCGGGUCUCCUUUGUGGGGUGGUGGUGUAGGGGUCCUAGCCGGGGCCGUGGGUGUCGUUUGGAGCUAACUUUGUGCAGUUUAAGGGGGAUCCAGGCGGAAUCACAUCGGCUCUCUUCUGAAUAGUGGUGGUGCUGGUGGCGGAGGUCUGUUCAUUCGGAGGUCUGUGGUAAGCUACGGACGUUUUCUCGGUUGUAUAGCCGGUGGUGAGUCGACGUUUUGGAUGGAGAAGGUUAUUUCAGAGGUACACUCGACACGGCGGUGAGGCUGAAGAUGAGGAUUUGGAGCACGGAGCAUGUUUUCAGCUAUCCAUGGGAGACGGUGAUCAAGGCGGCAAUGAGGAAGUACCCCAACCCCAUGAACCCCAGCGUUGUGGGGGUGGACGUGCUGGACCGAGGCCUGGACACGGCGGGCCGGCUCCACAGCCACCGGCUGCUCAGCACCGAGUGGGGGCUACCCGGGAUCGUGAGAGCGAUCUUGGGAAACACUCAGACAAGGACCUACAUACAGGAGCACUCAAUAGUGGACGCCGAUGAGAAGAAGAUGGAGCUGUGCUCUACUAAUAUCACUUUGACCAACCUGGUGUCAGUGGACGAGAGGCUGGUCUACCGACCGCACCCGGAUAACCCUGAAGUAACCAUCUUGACCCAAGAGGCCAUCAUCACAGUGAAGGGCGUCAGUCUGAGCAGCUACCUGGAGGGAAUGAUGGCCAGGAGAAUGUCCGCCAACGCAAGGAAGGGCUGGGAUGCUAUUGAGUGGAUCAUUCAGAACUCAGAGCGAGAGAACAUACCGCUGUGUGACGUAGGCUAACUCUGUAGGACUGAGACGUACCUCUUCGACUUCAUCCAGUGGCCUCUACUCAGACAGACAGUGGGGGACAUCUGCCUGUCACUGUCCUUCUGCAACUCGGUUCAUGUGCAUUUUCUGGGACGGAGGAGUGUGUGUCGGUGUAGAUCUGUCCAUCCACACACUCUUCUCUCUCCUACCUCCUUUGUGACUUCACUCGGGCUACAUAGAGCUAAUCUACAUAGAUCUGCAACGCAACCUCAACUACCCAUAUUCGAUUGUCUCUUGUCAUAAGGAGUUUGGACUGGUCACAGCCUAACUAAGGCAUGGCAGAUUCCCCAUCGAUAAUUUCAUGUUUUUUUUUUAUCAUUCCUGCGUAUUAGACACUCAAUGAGCUAAUAACGCCAGCUUGAAGAUUAUGCAGAAUGCCAUUCACCAUUACUUUUUACCAUUUGUCAAUCGGUUGGUUUCAUGUAUUCGCCAGAGAGAACGCCAUCAACAGUGAAAAGGGAACCUGAGAAAUGUCUUAAUUUUUUUGCUGCAUAUCAGAAUCGCCACGGCCACAAGCCUCAGUGGAUGCAUGCGUGGGAGAGAAUAUGAGGAGGAGGCGCCUCUGCCAUUUUUACAUAUCAUCUCAUUUUUAAUUGAUCACAAUGUUCUGUAACGAUGCAUCACACAAGAGACUUCCCAAAUUGGGACGGUGAACAGAUGCCGGUGCUGAUAAUGUACAGUACAUUUCAGAGAUUUCACACAUAAUGUAUUUAGAUGCAUGAUAAUAAAUAGAGAUAAUUAUUCAAUUGUAA
Gadus morhua (Atlantic cod) is the source of this 1853-nucleotide messenger RNA. RefSeq names its product PRELI domain containing 3A (gene prelid3a). The coding region runs from base 538 to 1074 and encodes 178 amino acids. The transcript has 7 exons. Lineage: Eukaryota; Metazoa; Chordata; Actinopteri; Gadiformes; Gadidae. Gene Ontology annotation, cellular component: mitochondrial intermembrane space. The record is from RefSeq and is a predicted model, not a curated record.